AUGAAUAAAAUUAUUGAUUCAAUAGAAAAAUUAGAUAUCUUCGGUGUACCUGUAGCUUUAUUAACAAACGAAAAUGAACCAAAGUUCAAAAGCAAAUUAGGAGGAUUUAUUUCACUAAUAGUAGGAAGCACAAGUUUGGCUUAUUUUUUCUAUAUCAUGAUCUUAUGGAUAAAUAAUUAGGUCCCUCCAAAUGUAAGUGCAAAGUAACAAACAACUGGAUAUUCAGAAUUUGCAUGGUCUGAACCAUUAAUCACAUUUAGUUUAUAUGACUUUUCCUCAGAUAUUGAUCCUUUUAGAAAAGAAAAGAACUUUAUUACUCCCUUAUUAUUUACCAUUCUUGAUAGCAGGAUCGAAGAUUAACCUAUGUUAUUGUAUAGCACAGAAGACCACCCCAGAUAGUUUUAAGUUGAGGAAGGAUCACUAAUUUUGAAUAAUGUAUAUGGAAAGGAUGAAAUACAUAAAGAAAUGAAACAAUAUUUGCUAACUUUUGUGAUGUGUUCAGAUGAAUUAAAUAUAAAAGGGAUAACUUGUGCAGAUGCUAAUGAAAUAUAACAAUACAUAUAAAAUGAUCAUGGAUUUCUGUUUAUCACAAUUAAGCUACAUCAAUUAAAUUAUGUUACAAGAGAACUAGAAUCGUUUGAAAAAUAAUUCUAUUCUGCUUUUGAUCCAAGAAGAACAAUUUAUUCUUAGGUUAUGUUAAAAUAAUAGGAAACUAUAAUUGAUGAUGGAAUUCUUUUCGAUAAGCUCAGACAUUAUUUUUUCUUGAAUAAUUAUGAAAUUACAAAUUAAUCAGUAGAUAUUGAUUUUAUGACAUCCUAAAUUUAUUUUAUUGCAAUAAAUUCUUAUUUAUUUAGAAUUGACAAUAUUUCUAUAGUUGAAAAUGUAAUUAUGCCUAAAUUAGGUUAAAUAUUAGCUUAAAUAGGAUCGAUAGUUUAAUUGAUUUUUAUCUUAUAAUAUUUUGCUGUGUACUAUAAUAAAUAAUUAUUUGAAAAUUAAUAAACUCAUGAUAUCAUAACGAUGUAUUAUCCAGAAUUUAAAGAAUUACAAUUAGAUCGAUUUAAUCAAAUAAAGUUCAAUCAUAAAGAAAAAACUAAAUCUCCAAAAUAAAGUGUAAGUUCAGCUUAUAAAAUGUUAUAAAAAGGGGCUAAAUAAAAAUGUAGGUUAAACAAUAUAUUAUAUGAGAUAUCUAGAUUAUAAUUUGUUUUUCAAUAGCAAUUAGGGAAUUAAGCAUUUUAAUUUUGUCAUACUUUUGGAGGGUUGAUUUCUGAGAAUCUGUUUGAAACUAUAAAUAUGAAAGAAUCUAAUUAAAUGAUGGUCUAUCCUUUUGAUUCAUUUGAAUAGACGUAAAAUAAAGUGGUUCACAUAGAACCUUUAGAAUUAUUAAUAAAAUAAAAUUGA
Paramecium tetraurelia is the source of this 1398-nucleotide messenger RNA. RefSeq lists its product as uncharacterized. Gene Ontology annotation, biological process: centrosome duplication. Gene Ontology annotation, molecular function: zinc ion binding. NCBI's taxonomy places the organism in Eukaryota, Ciliophora, Oligohymenophorea, Peniculida, Parameciidae. The record is from RefSeq and is a predicted model, not a curated record. The transcript is spliced from 2 exons.